Toxotes jaculatrix (banded archerfish) is the source of this 6659-nucleotide messenger RNA. RefSeq names its product collagen, type IV, alpha 1 (gene col4a1). The record is from RefSeq and is a predicted model, not a curated record. Gene Ontology annotation, cellular component: basement membrane; collagen trimer. Bases 61 to 4983 code for a protein of 1640 amino acids. Gene Ontology annotation, molecular function: extracellular matrix structural constituent. The transcript has 52 exons. NCBI's taxonomy places the organism in Eukaryota, Metazoa, Chordata, Actinopteri, Toxotidae.
GUGGUUGUUUGUGGGCACUCCGCACUGACGCGCACACAGUUUCCACUGCGCACCGCCGCGAUGCUGUUACCGUGCAGCACCCUGUUACUGCUGGCGGCUCUCUACUCAAGCGUAGACCUGACAGGGGCUGAGGGUUGUGGGGCAUCAUGUGGAAAAUGUGACUGCAGUGGUGUGAAAGGAAACAAGGGUGAGCGUGGAUUUCCUGGUCUUCAAGGUAAUAUGGGAUUCCCAGGGGUGCAGGGACCUGAGGGGCCUCCGGGGCCAAUGGGCCCCAAGGGAGAUCAAGGUGAACUUGGGGCCCCCGGACUGAAGGGAGUGAGGGGUCCUCCUGGUCUGCCAGGUUUCCCAGGAAAUCCAGGACAACCAGGCAUCAAUGGACACGACGGCCCCCCAGGUCCACCGGGUAUCCCAGGAUGCAAUGGGACGAAAGGGGAAAGAGGAAGGGAUGGCAUUCCUGGUUUUGUUGGUCUUCAAGGACCUCCAGGCAUGCCAGGACUUCCUGGAAUGAAGGGUGACCCUGGUGGUGUUAUUGGGAUUAUUCCCUUGAAAGGAGAUAGAGGAUUCCCUGGCACACCUGGAUUACCUGGAUCAAUUGGACCUCCUGGGCCUACCGGACCUCCAGGACCUCGUGGCAAUCAAGGACUCAAGGGUGAUCCUGGCCCUCCUGGCCCCCCUGGAGAUAAGGGUGACAGACUGGCUUUUGUGAGUGAGAAAGGACAGAAGGGUGAGCCAGGGUUUCAGGGCCCUCCCGGUCCUCCUGGACCAUCAAUGGGAGUGGAAGGAGGACAAACCACAGUGCAAAUACCUGGACCACCGGGACCCAGAGGAUAUCCAGGAGAAAAAGGAGAUAAAGGCUAUUGCAUCCCCCAUCUUAAUGGUAUCAAAGGUGAUACUGGCCCUCCUGGACCAAGCGGUAAACCUGGUAAAGAUGGAGAGGAUGGGCCAAAGGGAGAAAAGGGCUUUUCAGGAGCUCCUGGAUACCCUGGCUCUCAGGGUGAAAAAGGAGAAAGAGGACCACCAGGUUAUGGUGAUGGUUCCCCUGGUGCUCCUGGUCCUCGUGGUCCCCCAGGAUUACAAGGAGAAAAAGGUUUUCCUGGGCCCCAGGGAGAGGCAGGUCCACCAGGCCGACACAUUGAAGGGCCUAGAGGAGAGACGGGUCAGAAGGGUGACAUGGGUGAGAAAGGAGACAGGGGUAUGGAAGGAGAGUCUCUGGUUGGACCUCCAGGACAACCAGGAGAGCCUGGACCCCCUGGACCACCAGGACCCCCAAUUGACUCCAGUGAAUGUAACAUUGAGAAAGGUGCUCCUGGCCCACCUGGACCUCCAGGGUUACAAGGAGAACUGGGACAGAAAGGUGACAAAGGAGAUACCUGUAUUCAGUGUGAAUCUUCCGGCCCACCUGGAUUACCUGGUCCCCACGGGCCUAAAGGAGAGCGUGGACCUCCUGGGCCAGUAGGAAGCAAAGGAGAAAAGGGUCAAUCUGGCCUUCCUGGAGAACCUGGAAGACCUGGUAAUCCAGGGAAUCCUGGGUUGAGGGGAGCUCCUGGUGCUGUUGGUGAACCUGGGGACAUUUUCAUAGCUCCUGGCUUGAAGGGUGACAAAGGUCUUCCUGGUCUUGCUGGUUCACCAGGGCAGCCAGGAGUGAAUGGACAGCCAGGGAGAGAUGGCCCCCCGGGCUUUCCUGGCAUCAAAGGAGAACCUGCCAAAGAGGGUAUCAAGGGUGAGCGUGGACCAGAUGGGGACCCUGGUCUCAUUGGGGUCCCAGGAGAGAGGGGUCCCCCUGGUCUGCCAGGCAUCGGUCGACCAGGAGAGCCUGGAGAGAAAGGCGGUCAGGGGAGACCAGGAAUGCCUGGAGCUCCUGGAUCACCAGGUGCAAAAGGUGAGCCAGGUGUAAGUAUGAGCACUCCAGGACCUCAGGGAGCGCCUGGACCACGAGGUGAAAGCGGCAGACCUGGACUUCAAGGGGACAGAGGCCUGCCAGGAGACCCAGGGUUGCCAGGUUUCCCUGGUCAGAAGGGUGAACACGGACCUCCUGGAAUUGGUUUUCCAGGCCCAACAGGUCCGAAAGGAAUUAGUGGAAUUCCAGGGGCUCCAGGAUUACCAGGAGAGCCAGGAAGACCAGGACAGGAUGGCUUUACAGGACAACCUGGUGAACCUGGACAAAAAGGUGAACCAGGACGUGGUCUUGCAGGCCCAAAAGGUUCACAGGGCCCCCCAGGAAUUACUGGCUUCCCGGGAGAGAAGGGUGCCACUGGACUACCUGGUGUUCCUGGACGAGAAGGCCAGACAGGACCACCAGGAUCUCAGGGAAUCAAAGGUAACAUUGGACCCCCAGGACUUCCUGGACUGGUUGGCUUACCAGGUGCACCAGGAAAAGGCUCACCUGGAGCUCCAGGACCACAGGGACCACCUGGAGAGCCUGGACCGCAAGGUGGAGAGGGUGUAAAGGGAGAGAAGGGCUACCCUGGUCCUCCUGGUCUGGACAUGCCGGGGCCUCAGGGAGAAAAGGGAAGCUCUGGAUUCCCAGGACUCCCAGGCUCUAGAGGACUACCAGGGCCACCAGGCUUACCAGGCAGGGAUGGGCUGAUUGGAAACCAAGGUCCUAAAGGUGAAAUGGGGGUCAUGGGGACACCAGGAGUACCAGGUAGUCCUGGAUCCUCUGGCUCACCUGGAUCUCCCGGUCUGAGAGGUGACCCUGGUAUUACUGGACCAAGAGGCAACAUUGGAGAGCCUGGACCUAAAGGGGAAAGGGGAGAGCCAGGUCUUCAAGGACCUCCUGGGAACAUGAGCACAAUCGACAUGGGGCACAUGAAGGGGGAGAAGGGAGACAUUGGCGACACAGGUGAACCUGGGGUCACUGGAGAGAAGGGUCACCAAGGACAAGCUGGAGAUCCUGGAAUGCCAGGAAAAGAUGGAGAACCUGGCUUACCUGGACAACCAGGUGAUAAAGGAGACCAUGGUUUUCCUGGAAAGACUGGCAGUAUGGGACCCCCUGGACAGAAGGGCAGUGUAGGAGAGAUGGGUAUACCAGGUGCGGUUGGUCCAAAAGGUACUAAAGGAGAUAUUGGAACACCGGGACAUCCAGGGUUCAGAGGCACAGAUGGACAGAAAGGAGACCAGGGAGUACCUGGUGAGCCAGGAAUCGGGUUCCCAGGACAUCCAGGAGAAAAGGGUCAGGCAGGCCAGCCAGGAUUCCCAGGAUCACCAGGAGAGAAGGGUCAGAAGGGUCAUGGGGGUAUGCCUGGGAAACCAGGAAUGCAAGGACCCAAAGGAGAAAGAGGAAGCAUCGGGUAUCCAGGUCAGCCAGGUAGACCAGGUGACAAGGGUACCCCUGGGCUUCCAGGGUCUGCAGGAGAACCUGGUCGUGAAGGCCGGCCUGGCGAAGGUGGCAUGCAGGGACCUCCUGGUCCUCCUGGAGAGAAGGGAGAGCCUGGAGUUGACGGCAUCCCUGGAACGUCAGGGGAGAGAGGAGACCCAGGUUUACCUGGCCGAGGUUUCACGGGACCACCCGGAACACUUGGUAGCAAAGGAGACAAAGGUAGUCCUGGCUUCCCUGGCAAUCCAGGUCAUCCAGGUGUUCCUGGUAUCAAAGGCGACAAGGGGCUUCCAGGCCCACAGGGACCGCAAGGUGAGCCUGGAGACAGGGGAGACCCAGGUAUCUCCCUAGAGGGUCCUAAGGGAGAGAGGGGAGAAACAGGACAACCCGGAGAAGCAGGAUCCCCAGGAGCACCAGGGCCUGUUGGUGUGCCAGGCAGACAUGGCCAAAAGGGAGAGAAAGGAGAUCAGGGUCUUCCUGGUUUUUACGGAGAGACAGGACAAAAGGGUGACUCUGGAGUUCCUGGACUUCCUGGGCAACCUGGCCUUCCAGGUAUUGAUGGACAGAAAGGAGAAAGGGGAAUACAGGGUGUCCCUGGCUUCCCAGGUGCAAAGGGUAUUGUUGGGGACGGUGGAUUCAAAGGAGAGAUUGGAGACAGAGGAUUUCCAGGAGAAAAAGGCAAUGACGGUCCUCCAGGUCCCCCUGGGCCCCAGAUCUUUGUCAAAGGAGAAGCUGGAAUCCCAGGACCUCAAGGUUUCCCAGGACCACAGGGUCCAUCUGGGUUCCCUGGACAGAAAGGACAACAAGGUGUGACUGGUAUUCCUGGGCCAAAAGGUGAAGAAGGCAUUCCUGGAUAUCACGGUCAGCCUGGAGCCAAAGGAGAGCCUGGCCUGCCGGGACCACAAGGACCCAGAGGACACCCGGGCCCCCCAGGACCUGAUGGUGUACCAGGUCAAGUGGGUCCACCUGGCCCUUCCUCCAUGGAUCAUGGGUUCCUGGUAACCCGUCACAGCCAAAUGGUGGAGGUUCCACUUUGUCCUCAGGGAACCUCGCUCAUAUAUGAUGGCUACUCCUUACUCUAUGUACAAGGCAAUGCACGGUCUCAUGGACAAGACUUAGGUACGGCAGGCAGCUGUUUGAGAAAGUUCAGCCCCAUGCCCUUCCUCUUCUGUAACAUCAACAACGUGUGCAACUUUGCCUCUCGUAAUGACUACUCCUAUUGGCUCACCUCCCCUGAGCCCAUGCCCAUGAGCAUGACACCUAUCACUGGUGAAAGCAUCAAACCCUUCAUCAGCAGGUGUGCUGUGUGUGAGGCCCCAGCCAUGGUGAUAGCCGUUCACAGUCAGACCAUCAUGAUCCCUCCGUGUCCUCACGGCUGGGACUCUCUCUGGAUUGGCUACUCCUUUGUCAUGCAUACCAGUGCUGGUGCUGAGGGUUCAGGCCAGGCUCUGGCGUCUCCUGGCUCCUGUCUGGAGGAAUUCCGCAGCGCUCCAUUCAUUGAGUGCCACGGUCGUGGAACCUGCAACUACUACGCCAACUCCUACAGCUUCUGGCUCGCCACCAUCGAAGACAAUGAGAUGUUUACGAAACCUGUUCCUACAACACUAAAGGCUGGCAGUCUCAGAACACACAUAAGCCGCUGUCAGGUGUGCAUGAAGAGGACAUAAACCCCCGAACAUGCUCCUUUUCAACAUGCAAGCAAUACCACAUCCGCUGACGUCCUCGACUUGGCUUUACUUCUUGUUUUGCAAGGAUGGUGCUAUUUCCCUGCAUGUGUGAGAGGAGAGGGACAGAGACAUGGUUUGCAAAACAGCCAGUGAUCAAACUUUACAAACCAGAACACAGAGACCAUGCGGCCUUUUGCUCCAGGCAGAAACACUUAACUAACAUGAUCACAACAUGUCUCUAAAGAAUGGCACCCAGUUUACCACUGCACUGAAUACAUGCCCCCUGAACUGGUAAACUGGUGUUCAUUUUGAAAGGGUUGUUUGUGUAAGUCAGGUGCUAUCGAAUCUUACUUAUCUGCUCUAUUCUAUGAUGUGUUGUUUUUUUCCCUUCUCUACAAGUGCCACAGCUUUCAAAGAUAUAGCUACAUUAAUAUUAUAGAUUUUCACACCUUAUAACUUCUACUAAUGUAAAGGAUGGGACUUACCACUGGUUACAGAAGCUUGUCAUUUCUUAAAUCACAAUAUGUUGCCACCACAGAUAUAUAACCAUCACUCUGUUGUAAAUAUAAUGCAUUCCUCUCUAACACAGUUCAACAUACUCUCCUCAGGUUAUUAUUGAAUUACAUUGUGUUAUUAGCUCCAUUUUUAUUUAUAAGAUUUAUGAGAAUAUGUUGGACUUGAGUGUAUCUGAGAUUUCAUUGAUCCAAAAGCAGUGUUUCAACAUCUGACAACCAGCACCUAAUGAACAUACAAAACAGCACUGAAAUAGUAUUGGCAGGUGUGUGUAUGUGUGUGUGUGUGUGAGUGUACAGCAACGAGUGCAUUUGUGCUGCUUGGAAGUGGUGUUUGUGUUGUGAUGUUUUCAUAUAUAUUGUUGCACAACCCUGUUGCUGACAUAAUUCAAGACAAAUGCACAAAAAGGAAUAGACAGAAAAAAAGAAAAUCACCUUUCCCAUGCCUUUACUCUGUCAGAACAUUGUGUAUAACAGAGUGUUAAAGAAUUUACUCCUCUCACAUUAAGCGAAAUCUUUCUGAUCUUUGAUCCUAAAGAAAUGCACAUGUACAUAUACUCACACAUAACAUGUACUUGCUAUUUUGCUCAUGUACUUGACUGUUCCCGUUUGCGAAUUACUUUUGCUGUCCCUGUUGAUUUUGUGCAAACAUUAUUUUUGGAUAAGAGUAAAGGGUUAUCAUGUGAUGGCUGCAUAUUCAAGUCAAAUUCAUACAGAUGAGGAGGAUUGUAUUUAUAAGUGCCUCUGCAAGUUGAGAUGUUUUGCACACAGCAGUUUUAGAUAACUUCAGUCAUGUGUCAAUGCUAGAAAGGCCUUUUGGACCCCAAACAUGGUUUCUAUGUCCCUUUCAGAGCAAUUGAAAGAUGCAGAGUUUUAUAUUGUUAAAGUUUUAGCAAUUACUCUACACUGACCGUAACCUGUUUGUGUGUGUUGUGCUUGGUUGUGAUAAAAUGCUCCAUGAAGUACAUACAGUAUUUGCAAUCAUAAAAACAAACUUGAUUACGGUGGGAAUGAUCUUAACUGAUUAACAAACAGAACCAAACAUACUUCAUCGACAUUUUAUAUUUUCAAGAUUCCAUACUGUGUAAUUCCUGCAAUAAAGUGAUUUGUAGAAUAACCUUAUUAAUUAAUUUAUCAUAGGUGUUAUUUUUCUUUUUGCUUUUU